UUCAUUACAGUGUCAUCUGAAAUUCUAGAAGCACCGAUUGAACUGGCAUACAGAAGUUUCUUAAACGUUGGACUCUAUAGUGAUUUGCUUCCUCAACAACGGAGAGUAUUUUCGUGGUCCUCCUGAAAUGGUACAGAGCUUUUCUAUAAGCUUUUUCAUUGUUAUUUGCAUCAUACUGUGCUGUCAGCUAUCAAUUAUUGAGGGUAGAAGAACAAAUUCUAAACCGAGGAAAGGCCUAAGACGUCAAGGAAUCGACAUUGGGGAAUUUCCAGGUGAGCUUGACAACAGAAGACAAGGUCGCCCAGGGCAAGAUGGAGAUGUUUACGAAUUUCAUAGAUUUCAACAUUAUGGAUUCAAAACACCUGCACCGAGCACUUUUAGUCUCGAAAGCAUGUUGGCAUUCCUAGCACCACUAGCUACUCUUCCCAUAAUCGCUAGCGCAGCUCUGAGUAGUAUGGCGGCAAUUCUACCGACUCUUACGACAGAAGGUAUGGUGAAGGGCAGAGGAAGAAGAGAAGCUGUUCAAGACAUGUUAAACUCCUCGUUCAAUUUUAAUUCAUCCUCGUGGGAACUCACGUCAAGAGGAGACAUUUCAAGAGAGCGUGAUAUCCGUGACAUAGACAUAAUCCAUAAGUACCUCAAACAAAUGAGCCCCAAAGCCGAUUACAACGAUCAGGUCAUGGCCUCAUAUUUGCAAUGCAGUGGAAUGCUCAGUUACAAUAACCACUGUUUGGAGAGAUUAGCCUGCCAGUUUUCAGACAGUUCGUCAAAAAUGCCAUCGCUCGAAAAAGAUGUUUCAUCCUUAAUAAUUUAUACUAUACUGAAUAAUAAGCAUAUAAAGCCUGAGUUCAAAGAAAGAAUAAGAAAGGCAGCAUUUUAUGGCAGAGACACCAAUGGACGAUGUGGAUCAUACUUCUGCUCAAGGAAUGACUUCAGACAGAUAUAACUAUUGCAUAUUGACAGAAUAAGGAAUGCUUAUCAUUUUGCACAAAA
Molecule: messenger RNA, 993 nt
Organism: Argiope bruennichi
Lineage: Eukaryota; Metazoa; Arthropoda; Arachnida; Araneae; Araneidae
Exons: 5
Coding region: 128-946 (272 amino acids)
Source: RefSeq, a predicted model, not a curated record